AUGAGCUUUGCAGAUAUAGAAGCAGGUCUGUCAAGGCCGUCUCAUGCAGUCCCCGCGCCUUCCCAGUCCCCUGAAAGGGCUGCAUUCGAUUCCCUUCAGUCUUCCCUCGCUCUUCAGGUGUUCAAGAUCAACUCCAAUGUUCAGGGUAUUCUGAAGCUUGUCGACGAACUGGGGACUGGUAGAGACUCCGCUAGUCUUAGGAAGCGAUUACAUGACCUUACAGAGGCCACCAGGGCCAUGUCCAAGCGUGGGUCCGAGGACCUCAAGAGCCUCGCAUCAAUGCCGACGUCCACAUCACAACAGAAGGCAGCAUUGCAGAAGACUUCGCAUGAUCUUCAACUGUCGCUUGUAGCAUUUCAGCGCGCCCAACAAGUUAGCGCCGAGAGGCAACGGACAGUUGUUGAGGGCGUGAAACUCGCAGUUGAUGACGAACAUACUGGCGAGCAACAAGCACUUGAUCCUUCCGCGUCACCGCAACAACGUCAGGCUCAAUUGCUGCAAUCACAGCUAUCCCCACAUGAACUCGCUUACCAGGAGUCGCUCGUCCAGGAGCGGGAGCGUGAAAUUCAAGAAAUAGAGACCGGCAUUCAUGAGCUGUCGGAGAUAUUCCGAGACCUAGGCACGCUCGUCAAUCAACAAGGUGGAAUGAUAGACAACAUUGAGUCCAAUGUCUAUUCAAUUGCCAAUGAUACCCAAGGUGCUGCAGAGGAACUCUCGACUGCGUCGGAAUACCAGAGGAAGGCGGGUCGCCGCGCAGCAUGCUUGAUGAUUAUCCUCGUGAUUGUGGUGGCUAUUGUACUGCUGGCGGUAAGCCACGUCCCUUAA
This is a messenger RNA of Coniophora puteana RWD-64-598 SS2, 825 nucleotides long. Its product is annotated as t-SNARE. Gene Ontology annotation, cellular component: SNARE complex; membrane; endomembrane system. The transcript is spliced from 5 exons. Gene Ontology annotation, biological process: intracellular protein transport; vesicle fusion; Golgi to vacuole transport. Lineage: Eukaryota; Fungi; Basidiomycota; Agaricomycetes; Boletales; Coniophoraceae. The record is from RefSeq and is a predicted model, not a curated record. The coding region runs from base 1 to 825 and encodes 274 amino acids. Gene Ontology annotation, molecular function: SNARE binding; SNAP receptor activity.